This is a messenger RNA of Passer domesticus (house sparrow), 2204 nucleotides long. Its product is annotated as zinc finger protein 239-like. Gene Ontology annotation, molecular function: RNA polymerase II cis-regulatory region sequence-specific DNA binding; DNA-binding transcription factor activity, RNA polymerase II-specific. The record is from RefSeq and is a predicted model, not a curated record. Bases 1 to 672 code for a protein of 223 amino acids. NCBI's taxonomy places the organism in Eukaryota, Metazoa, Chordata, Aves, Passeriformes, Passeridae. Gene Ontology annotation, biological process: regulation of transcription by RNA polymerase II. The transcript is spliced from 2 exons.
AUGAUAAUUGGGCAGUUUUCUUUAUCUCUGCCAGAAGCCAUCCUCCCUCUGGGCAGAUAUCAUCAACAGCUUCACACCAGGGAGGGGCCCUACAAGUGCCUGGAGUGUGGGAAGAGCUUCAGGCACACUUCCAAUCUCUUCAUUCACCAUUGUGUGCACACUGGAGAGAGGCCCUACAAGUGCCUGGAGUGUGGGAAGAGCUUCAGGUGGAGCUCCAGCCUCAUCAAGCACCAGCGGCUGCACAGCGGGGAACAGCCCUGUGAGUGUGGGGAAUGUGGGAAGAGCUUCAGCCAGAGCUCAUUACUAGUUGAGCACCAGAGGAUCCACACCGUGGAGAGGACCUAUGAUUGCCCUGACUGUGGGAAGAGGUUUCAAAGCAGCACCAAUCUCCUCAUACAUCAGCGGACACACACAGGGGAGCGAGCCUUCAGCUGCCCUGACUGCGGCAAGGGCUUCAAUCAAAGGAGCUUCAACUUGGCCUCCCACCGGAUGAUCCAUACUGGGGAGAGGCCCUUCCGUUGCCCCGACUGUGGCAAGGGCUUCACCCACAAAUCCAAGCUCAUGAGGCACUGGGGCAUCCACACUGGGGAGAGGCCCUACGAGUGUGAGCAGUGUGGCAAGAGCUUCUCACAGAGCUCUAACUUGAGCAGACACCAAGAGAGCCACCAAUAAGGGAAGCUCUUCCAGUGCUUCAACCUCGGGAAGAGCUUCCACUGCUGCAACUUCAUCCCCCACUGGAGGAUCCAUGUUGGAUGAUCCACAGUGACCCACAUUGGGCAGAGAGCUGGUGACCCACAUUCCUCCAGAUGAUCCCCACUGGGUGGGGGGAAGGUGUUGGAGAGAUUUCUUUCACUCCUUAUUCACCUGCUCUGAUGUUGUUGGUAAUAAAUGCAGUCCCCAGGCUGGGGUUUUUUCCUGUGCUGGUGAUCAGGGCAGGAUCUCUCCCUGUCUCAAUGCCUGGGCCUUUCCUCAGCCAGUCAGCAAAGUCACUAAAGAAUUUUCAGCCAAGCAGAGCUUUUCUCACUGAUAGCUGGCAGAGCCACAGUCUGGGGUGGGAAAGGUUAGAAAAUUGGGGAAAAGGAAGGACAGCAUCCUAGAACAGACUGAGCAGGGGCUGGGGAUUGGAGGGGGAUUGUGUGAAAGAGGUUGGGGAAGGGGCAAAAACCAGCAUCUAGUGUUGGGAUGGAUGAACGUUUGACAAGAAAGUCUCACAGAUAUGGAUGCUUGGCAGAAAGAUUUUUGAAUGUAGAAUCUGAAGAAGGAGUAGGGUUGAAAGCAAGUUUGGAUGUAGAAGAAAAGUGCUGAGCCAGUCUUGCUGGAUAACUGAGAAGGCAAAGGCUAUGUUAGUUAGAAGGGGUUUUUAUGGCUCAGAGGAAAGGAUAAAGCCACCUGAAAGAAGAAGAUGUUUUACCAAGCAGAAGGAUUCCACGGUCCAACAAGACAGCCGAUUUGCAAGUAGAGAAAAGGUCUCAGAAUUUUCCACUGCAAGAAAGCUGAAAAACUUCUAGCCUCAACUGUAACAUACUAACUUUUAGUGAUUGGAGAAUAGUAACAUGAAUAUGGUAAUGAUAGUAGUUAGGAUAGGCUAGAGGUAAAAGUGAAGGUAUAGAUUGGUUCUUAUGGAUUAAGAUGCUCAGCAGGGAAAAGUAUAGAAUGCAUUGUAAGCAAAAUUCAAGGGUCUUCAGGCUGGACUCCAGCUGGAGCUGACAGCUGUAGACACAGGCUGUGUCACCCACGAGGCCGGACUGCUGUACAGUCUUGAAUGGAAUAAAGCGCAUUUGAAGAGCCUCCUGGAGUCUUGCUGUGGCAUUUGCAUUUUCUGAAAAAUCCCUUCAGCCAGGAUUUUUCUCCUGGGAAGCUGAGAAGCCUCAGAGAAAAAGGAAAACAAUAAUGAUCUCAUUUGCUUCUCCUCUCUUUUGCUCAUGUGGAAUGUGUUUGGAGAUGGUUGACCAACAGGUGAUUGUUUCAUUGGUUUCUGGUGGGAGUGUUUUCACUCAUUGGCCAAUCAAAGCCAAGCUGUGUGGACACUCUUGAAAGAGUCACGAGUUUUUAUUAUUAUCUUUUUAGCAUUCUGUAAGUAUCCUUUCUGUAUUUUUUACUACAGGUUAGUAUAGUAUUUUUUAAUCCAUGAUUGUAGCAUCAAAUAAUAAAUUAGCCUUCUGAGAACAUGGAGUCAGAUUGAUGAUUCCCCUCAGCGGGGAUGA